Meloidogyne enterolobii is the source of this 558-nucleotide messenger RNA. Lineage: Eukaryota; Metazoa; Nematoda; Chromadorea; Rhabditida; Meloidogynidae. The record is from the annotation of a GenBank genome assembly.
AUGAACAUUCGUACUAGCAACAACAUGUCAGAAUUGAGCAAGUCUGCAAAAAUAUCUUCUACAUCUCCUCCCGUCAAAACGGUUUCACUUAUUCACUUACUUUGUAAAUUUAAUGGAGGAUGCGCACCAGAGUCCCUUCACAGAGAAAUGCGUAAAAAAUACAACGAAAAUAUUCAAUUCCUUCAAUCACUUACUAGUAUGACAAAUGAGGAUGUUGCCAUCCGUGGAAUUGGUCAAAAAGAAUUUUCAGACAACAAUAUGAAGCCUGGAAAGAAAGCAUUGGUUACAAAUCAUUUAAGACAUAUUCAGUUCGAAGUAUAUCCAAGUAAAUUGACAAAGUUGGGCGCUGAUCGUAUUUUUGCAUUACGAGGAUAUUUACGUGUGACAAUCAGGCAAUAUUUCUAUGUUCGACAUCACAUAGACCUUGUUUAUCCUCAGCUGCCUCUUGUUUGCGUUGUUGGAGGACGACAGCAUCAAUAUUUCUAUCCUCUGGAAUGUUUGGACUUUGUUGAAGCUGAAGAACAAAAAAUGAAUAGAAAUUUAGGAAACACUAUAUAA